AUGCAUCUAUUGAAAAAAGUGAUUUUUCAUAAAGGGCAUGAGCCUCGGUCGGUUUCUCCGCAACCAACAUCAUCACAAGCGCCUGUCACUACCGAAGAAGUAGAAGAAAAAGUUGACGAUGACCAAACAGACAGUGGUACUGUAAAAUUCACUGAUCUGCCA
Messenger RNA from Cylicostephanus goldi, 162 nucleotides. Lineage: Eukaryota; Metazoa; Nematoda; Chromadorea; Rhabditida; Strongylidae. The record is from the annotation of a GenBank genome assembly.